ACGAGCGCGUUCAAAUUACCGCAUGCCAGUCAGCGAGCAAAGAAUCAAAAUAUUAUUGUGAGCUGUUGUUGAAGAUCAGGAAAACGUUCCUAACCAUGGCCACUGAUGUCCAAGAAAAUGCCCCAGUCUCUGCAACGGAGGAGGCUCCUGCUACAGCGACCAAGAAGAAAACCACGGGCAGCAAGCAAGCCAAGCCUGCCGCAACUCCAGCUGCGACCCCAGCCAAGAAGAAGAAAAACAAGAAGAAGAAGAACCAGCCUGGUAAAUACAGUCAGCUGGUAAUUGAUACCGUCCGAAGGCUUGGGGAGAGAAACGGUUCAUCUCUGGCAAAAAUUUACAACGAAAGCAAGAAGGAGAGCUGGUUCGACCAGCAGCAUGGGCGAACAUACCUGCGCUACUCCAUUAAGGCGCUCUUGCUGAACGACUCGCUGAUCCAGGUGAGGGGCUCCGGAGCCAAUGGCUCCUUCCGAUUAAACAAAAAGAAGUUUGAAAAGCAAGCCCAGAAAAAGAGCUCCGCUAAACCUGCAAAGAGCUCAGCCACUCCGACCAAGAAGGCCAAAAAAACAGUUGUCAAAAAGGCCAAGGCGAAAGUGAGCCCGAAAAAGAAGCCUUCAAAGCCGACGGCAGCAGCAUCCAAGAAGACUGCGAAGCCCAAGAAAGCAGCCAAAAAGCCAUCCCCUGCGCCCAAGAAGGUGAAAAAGCCGAAAAAGGCCAACAAGCCAUCUGUGCCCAAAGUACCCAAAGCCAAGAGUGCAAGAGCGUCGAGGGGGGGGAAGUAGGAAGCGCUCCAAGAAGGCUAGCUACAGACUUUGCUAUGAACAUGAGAUGCGGUUUCGUUUUGGAGCCAUCGGUAGAUCUCUUGUUUUUUAUUAUGGACAUUGUUUAGCUUGGAGAUGGCUAACCGCCACCUCAUACUGCAUUUAACAUGUUGUUUCCGCCUUAAAGGUGAAUAUGUUUGUUUCAAACAUUUCCAUAUUAUGUUUCUAAAAAGCGGGGAGGUGGUGUGGGUUGAAUUUGAAAUGUUGCACAGCUAGGGUGGUUACACGGAUUUUCAUUUUGUACAGUUGUCCAUUUUUGUCUAACUGCACUGCGUAAUGUUUUUGGGGUUGUUUUGAUUUGAUGUAUGGGCGACGCCCCCUGGUUGCGCGCCCGGUUUAACCGUUGAGCCACCCAGGUGGGAGGGACCAGAGUUCAAAUUUUGUAACAUUAAUGUUAGCUCCCAUAAGUAAAACUUUUGUACGGAACAAUGAGUGACCUCUUGUACUGGCGAGGUUUUAUUUCGCUUAAUUUUGUUGUGCAUCACGGUUCCAAAAUAAAACUUGUUUAAAUGUA
Molecule: messenger RNA, 1332 nt
Organism: Anguilla rostrata (American eel)
Lineage: Eukaryota; Metazoa; Chordata; Actinopteri; Anguilliformes; Anguillidae
Gene: h1-10
Product: histone H1.10
Exons: 1
Coding region: 96-779 (227 amino acids)
Biological process (GO): nucleosome assembly
Cellular component (GO): nucleosome
Molecular function (GO): structural constituent of chromatin; DNA binding
Source: RefSeq, a predicted model, not a curated record